Molecule: messenger RNA, 822 nt
Organism: Phialemonium atrogriseum
Lineage: Eukaryota; Fungi; Ascomycota; Sordariomycetes; Cephalothecales; Cephalothecaceae
Exons: 3
Molecular function (GO): 5'-3' DNA helicase activity
Source: RefSeq, a predicted model, not a curated record
CCCCUGUUGCUCCCCCAGACAAGUUGCGGCCCCUCCCCAGGGUUGACUUCUUGGACGUCGACGACCGGAGCUCCACCGUGCUUCCUGUUUGGUGACCCAAGGCAGCUACCACCAACCGUCAUGACGCCCAACGAGAAAGAUUCCCUGCUUUGCCAAGGAUGGCAAAAUUUCGGCACUGCUAUACUUCCAGGUAUUGGCAUACCAGUCUGCCGCCUCAAGACCCAGCUCCGCAUGGCAAAAGGCAUGUCCGACACAGUGGCAAAGAUCAUCUACCCGGACGUCCCGUACGAGUAUCCCGACAGCUGUGCCGUUGAACUUGCGGGGUUCCAAGCAGGCAGGGACCUAGAGGACUUCGUCCGGGAGAGGUACCCAGAGAUAAUCCCAGCUCCCACAGGCACAUCCAGCCAGUCUUUGUGCACUAUUGCGCUAGGCUUCAUUGUCGACCUUGUCAAGUCUAAGAAACAGCCCCAGUAUGCUGCACUCGCGAACAUGCAGGCGCCAACGACAGUCGACUUGUUCCAGGGCCAGGAAAACGACGUAGUGGUAGUCGUCAUGGGUACGGCCUCUCCGAAGCCUGGUCCUGGCUUUACUUCAGACAGCCAGCGCCUGAACGUCAUGCUCACCCGCCAGUGGUGUGGGCUGGUUAUCGUUGGUGACAUCAACACCACCGGGCAGCUGGUAGACGACGAGGGCAAAGGAAAGGGCAAGGGGAAGCGCAAGUGGAAGGGUAAGGGCAAAGGUGGGGAGGAGAGGUUUGAGAUCGAGGGCCCCAAACGGGGAGAGAUACUGGACACAGGCCGCGGCGCUGCGCAAGAUGCAUAA